UCUAUUUCGAAGAUGUAAAGGAGUCAACAUUCUGGCACUUCCUCUUGGCCGGCAGGACGAGGUUGACAAAGUCGGCCAGACAAGCGCCACCAACGAGCGGGACCGACAGAGCGACUCCUUCCGACUUCCGGAGGAAGCGGAACGUUACCGGAAAUCGAGGGGAGGGUCAAAGGCGACCCGGUCUCCGAGGCUCAUGGCGAUGCUGGUCCUACUACCCGGAAGAGUUACGCGGCCUCUGGGUGGCCAAGUUUGGCGCUUCUUGCCUCGCGGACUGGAGUUUUGGGGCCCAGCCGAGGGGACUGCGAGAGUCUUGCUGAGGCAGUUCUGCGCGCGGCAAGCGGAGGCGUGGCGUGCCUCGGGGCGCCCUGGCUAUUGCCUGGGAACCCGGCCCCUCAGCACUGCGAGGCCGCCACCCCCGUGGUCGCAGAAGGGCCCCGGAGACUCCACGCGCCCCUCGAAGCCCGGGCCUGUUUCCUGGAAGUCUUUAGCAAUCACAUUUGCUAUUGGAGGAGCUUUACUGGCUGGAAUGAAGCACGUCAAGAAAGAAAAGGCAGAGAAGUUAGAGAAGGAACGGCAGCGACACAUCGGCAAGCCUUUACUUGGGGGACCGUUUUCCCUCACAACUCAUACUGGGGAGCGUAAAACUGACAAGGACUACUUGGGUCAGUGGUUAUUGAUUUAUUUUGGCUUCACUCAUUGCCCUGAUGUCUGUCCAGAAGAACUAGAAAAGAUGAUUCAAGUCGUGGAUGAAAUAGAUAGCAUUACAACUCUGCCAGAUCUAACUCCACUUUUCAUCAGCAUUGACCCAGAGAGGGACACAAAAGAAGCCAUCGCAAAUUAUGUGAAAGAAUUUUCUCCCAAACUGGUUGGCUUGACUGGCACGAGAGAAGAGGUCGAUCAAGUGGCCAGAGCAUACAGAGUGUAUUACAGCCCCGGCCCCAAGGACGAAGAUGAAGACUACAUAGUGGAUCACACAAUAAUAAUGUACUUGAUUGGACCAGAUGUGUCAAGUUUAAAGGCUUGAAGUCAGAAUGUUAGAAGUGGGGAAGGGGACCUUAGAGGUGACGUCUUCCAGAUGUUCCUGUUUAUGCACAAGGGGAAAAUCUCGGAGAAUUAAGGCGCAAAACUCGGGUCCCAAUUUCUAGGUAGGUUCCUGUUUGUUCUGCUGCUAUCGUGCGCUUAUGGUGACUGUGUGAAUCCAACCAAAACGGAGGUUCCGUAUGCCAGUGGGGCAACCUUUUUCAGCUGCAAAUCUUGGGAAAUCAAAAGCAAGGCUGUUUUUUUUUUUUCUUUUCUUUUUUGAGACAGAGUUUCACUCUUGUUGCCCAGGCUGGAGUGCAAUGGCACAAUCUCAGCUCACUGCAACCUCCACCUCCCAGGUUCAAGCAAUUCUCCUGCCUCAGCCUCCCAAGUAGCUGGGAUUACAGGCAUGUGCCACCACGCCCGGCUAAUUUUGUAUUUUUAGUAGAGACUGGGUUUCUCUAUGUUGGUAGACUGGUCUCAAACUCCCGACCUCAGGUGAUCCGCCGCCUCGGCCUCCCAAAGUGCUGGGAUUACAGGUGUGAGCCACCACGCCCGGCCUCAAGGCUGUGUUUCAGUGAAAUAUCCCUUGCAAAUCUUUACCUGGGUGGGUUACAGUGUUUUCACUAGACUCUUCAAUAGAAUUAAUAUUUUAAGAAAUGCCACUUGUUUAUUUGAAAAGUACAAGAAUCCUAUCAAUGCAGUAGGCAUGAAUGUACUUCAUGUGUCUGGCUGUUCAUGAAGCAGCUGAUAUCUUAAGUGUAAGAGGUGAGAUUUACUGACUACCAGUGAAAUAUGCGAGUUGGGAGGCUAAUGAUUUUAAAUUGUAAAUGCAUCUGCAUAAGAUCCUUUAAAAUAGCUUUUAUUGUUCUUAAAUUUAUGUUUAAAAGAAAUUAACAUUAAUAUUUUCAAAUCAUCCAUAAUCUCCCAAACCUUUUUUGGUUUUCUGUUUAGUACCAUUUAAAUCUUUGUGUAUGUGUAUAUGAGCUACCUUUAAAAGAGCAGUCCACCCAUGCGAGCAUUUGUUACCCAAUUAGUUUGUACUUUUUUUUGGUUUUUAUUUUGUUGUUGUUGUUUGUUUCUUUUUGAGAUGGAGUCUCGCUCUUCUUACCCAGGCUGGAAUGCAAUAAUGGCAUAAUCUCGGCUCACUGCAACCUCCGCCUCCCAGGUUCAAGCGAUUCUCCAGCCUGAGUCUCCCAAGUAGCUGGGAUUACAGGCGCCCACCACCACACCCAGCUAAAUUUUUGUAUUUUUAGUAGAGACGGGUUUCUCCAUGUUGGUCAGGCUGGUCUUGAACUCUCAACCUCAAGUGAUCCGCCCGCCUUGGCCUCCCAAAGUGCUGGGAUUACAGGCGUGAGCCACUGCGCCCAGCCUAGUUUGUGCUUUUUACUUACCAGUUAGGGGUUAUAUUACUGU
Molecule: messenger RNA, 2436 nt
Organism: Pan troglodytes (chimpanzee)
Lineage: Eukaryota; Metazoa; Chordata; Mammalia; Primates; Hominidae
Gene: SCO1
Product: synthesis of cytochrome C oxidase 1
Exons: 8
Coding region: 194-1024 (276 amino acids)
Biological process (GO): mitochondrial respiratory chain complex IV assembly
Source: RefSeq, a predicted model, not a curated record